Molecule: messenger RNA, 3742 nt
Organism: Poeciliopsis prolifica (blackstripe livebearer)
Lineage: Eukaryota; Metazoa; Chordata; Actinopteri; Cyprinodontiformes; Poeciliidae
Exons: 2
Coding region: 1301-3337 (678 amino acids)
Biological process (GO): DNA integration
Molecular function (GO): nucleic acid binding
Source: RefSeq, a predicted model, not a curated record
AUGAGACAUGUGGAGAAGCUCUGGAAAACAGAUAUCCCCCUUAGGAGUGAUAAAGUGGUGACCCGCUCCAAGCAAGAUAAUCAAGCUCUGAACCUUUUAGAGGCUAAAACAGCCCGAGUGGAAGUCGAUGGCAUUUUCCACUAUGCUACCCCACUGCUGCGAUGCAAAGACAUGCCUCUCCUACAGGCCACACCUGAGGCUGUCAUGCCGAGCCUGAGAGGAGUUGAGAAGAGGCUUCGUAAAGACCCAAAGAAAGCUGAGAUUUACCAGUCAGAGAUAGACAAACUGAUAAAGGCUGGAUAUGUGCUGAGAGUGGAAGUUAAAGAGCUAAAGAAAGGAGAUGAAUCGUGGUAUAUUCCUCACCACCUCGUUAGCCACAAUGGAAAUCAUAGACUAGUAAUUAUCUGUUCAUUUCAGCACAAAGGUCAAACUCUGAAUGAUUAUCUCCUUCCUGGCCCCACCCUUGAUUCCUCUCUGCUCGGGGUCCUUUUAAGGUUCCGUGAGCAUGCCGUGGCAGUGAGUGGGGAUAUUAAGGCCAUGUUCCACCAGGUCCGCUUACUACCCGAAGAUCGCCCUCUUCUGCGCUUCCUGUGGCGUAACCUACAACAUGAGGAACCACCUGCAGUGUACGAGUGGCAGGUGUUACCGUUUGGCACCACCUGCAGCCCAUGUUGUGCCACAUUCGCUCUGCAAUACCAUGCCAAAGACCACAGUCAGCCAGGAGAGGAGAUGAGAACUUCCAUAGAGAAAUGUUUUUAUGUGGAUAACUGUCUACACAGUGUGCCAACAGCCACAGAGGCCAGAGAACUGGUGGACCAACUUAGAGCUCUAUUGUCAUCAGCGGGAUUUGUCCUUCGGCAAUGGGCCAGCAACGAGUCAUGUGCCAUCAGUCACCUACCAGAAGAAGAUCGGUCAGACAGUGCUGAGCUCUGGCUUGCAGAGAGUAAGACGGAGAUCCCGGAAUCAACCCUGGGCCUUAGCUGGCACUUUGCUUCAGACAUGCUUGGCUAUAAGCACCGUCCAGUCCAAUAUGAGGCUCCUACCAUGCGCAUCAUCUACAGAGUACUGGCCAGUCAGUAUGAUCCACUGGGGUUUAUACUACCAUACACCACCAGAGCUAGGAUGUUGGUCAGACGUCUGUGGGACAAGGAUCGGGGCUGGGAUGACCCCCAGCUGCCACCUGACCUCCGUCAACAGUGGGAUAUCUGGGAACGGGAGCUGCAGUUCCUUUCUGAAAUCCGUCUACCCAGACCAUACCUGCCCACUGAUGUAGCCUGGGAGGUGACAAGCAGAGAGCUGCAUGUGUUCUGUGAUGCGUCAGAGCAGGCUUAUGGUGCUGUGGCAUAUUAGAAUGACUGGAGAGAAUGAUCAAGCAUAUGUGUCCUUUGUUAUGGCUCGCUCCAGAGUAGCUCCCAAACGCCUUCACUCCAUUCCAAGACUGGAGCUAUGUGCAGCGCUUCUGGGAGCCCAGCUUUCUAAGCUUCUUGAGGGUGAGCUCUCUCUGCACAUUCAGAAGACAGUGAUGUGGACAGACUCUACCACUGUGCUGACCUGGCUACGAUCUGAAUCCUGCCGCUACAAAGUCUUUGUGGGCACGCGCAUUGCUGAGAUCCAGGAGUUAACCCAUCUGCAGAGCUGGCGUUAUGUGGAAUCUGCCCAAAAUCCUGCUGAUGACAUAACACGUGGCAAAACCCUGCAGGAGUUAGCAAGACCAAACCGAUGGAGUCAAGGUCCUCCCAUCCUAUACCUACCGCAAGAUCAAUGGCCUAAAGACCCAUCUGAAAACCCUGAAAUCUCCCCAGAUGCAUCUGAGCUUCGCAGGUCAACCUUUUGUGCCAUGACCUCUGCCUCCCCAACCUACAUGAGUCAGUAUGAUACCUGGCAUGAACUUCUGGAUGCAACCGUACAGGAACUUCAGGGGGCGGCAAAUGGCAGUGGUCCCACCGCUGAGGACUACCGGAAAGCAGAGAUGCUUCUCAUCAAGAGAGCUCAAAAGGAGAGUUGCCCAGAUGAAUUUCACCUUCUGAAAGCAGGGAAACCAGUUCAACGAAGUAGUCGUCUCCUAACAUUGUCUCCAGAGCUGGAUGAAAGUGGAGAACUGAUAAGAGUGGGUGGCCGUCUACGUCGUGCUGAAGACUUAACCUUCUGCAACCUUCACCCACUGGUACUUGAUCCCUCUCAUCCAGUGACCAAGCUGCUCAUCCAGGACUGUGACCAUCGACUGCGGCAUCCCGGACCAGAACGAGUUUUUGCACAGCUCCGGCGCCAUUAUUGGAUCCUUAAAGGCAGAGAAGCAAUUCGGCGCUUUCAAAGAACCUGUGUAGAAUGUCAAAGAUGGAGGGCGAGACCUACUGUCCCUAAAAUGGCGGACCUGCCUUUGGCCCGACUCCGCCUCUUCAAGCCAGCCUUCUAUUCCACUGGAACUGACUGCUUUGGUCCCUUUGAAGUUAAAGUGGGCCGCCAUUUGGAAAAGAGAUGGGGAAUAAUAUUUAAGUGUAUGACUGUCAGAGCUGUACAUCUGGAUGUACUGACCUCCAUCAACACAGACUCCUUUCUGAUGGCUCUGCGUCGGUUUAUUUCACGAAGAGGAACACCAGCUGAGCUUUAUUCAGACCAGGGCACCAAUUUUAGGGGAGGUGAUGCUGAAUUGAGGGAAGCAUUUUCAGACAUGACAUUGGAACUUCAGCAACUGCUAGCUCCACACAAGAUUCAGUUCCACUUCAAUCCUCCUGCAGCGCCUCACUUUGGAGGGGUGUGGGAACGUGAAAUCCGCUCUGUGAAGUCAGCACUGUAUGCUACAGUCGGAGCACAGCCCAUCACAGAAGAGGUCCUCCGUACAGUACUUGUAGAAGUAGAGGGGAUCCUCAACUCAAAGCCGCUGGGCUACGUCUCAUCCGAUGUAAGAGAUCCAGAUCCUGUGACACCAAACUGCUUGCUUAUGGGGCGGCCGGAUGGUUCGCUGCCGCAGGUGGUUUACUCCAAAGAUGAACUUUUAAGUCGUCGACAGUGGAGGCAUGCCCAAGUGCUCGCUGACCAUUUUUGGGCCCGGUUUGGUCGUCUAUAUCUACCUGGACUUCAGACGUGCCAGAAAUGGCAAACCUCUGCAGUUGACAUCAGAGAAGGGAUGGUCGCCAUGAUCGUGGAUCCUCAUCUGCCUAGGGCCCUCUGGCCCAUGGGACGCAUCAUCAAGGUUCACCCCAGUCCUGAUGGACACAUCAGGUCAGCAGAUGUGAAGACUAAGGACAGAACUUACACUCGACCUGUGGCCCGGCUGGUGAUCCUCCCUGCCAUACCUCAGGAGGACAGUGACCCUCAGGCGCAAGGUCACCCUACCUAGAGUCUUUUGUUUGAGCAAAUGUAUUGUACACAUUUGGGGGCGGCUGUUCAAAAGACCCCUUAAAUAAUCUAAGUUUGUUAACUACUACUGUUCGUAGUGACUUCUGUUCAGCGUUACUUUUGCCACUUAGGGCAUACCGUAGUUGGGGGCGGCGAUGACGUCAUCACAUCGCCGUAAGAAAGAGAACCAUUCCUGAUAGAGGGGGAGGUGGGGUAACAGAGCCACUGCUAAUACGUGAGAGGGGCAGAAUAUGUGUGAUCGCCUUAUAAGUGUGCGUUAGUGACAAGAGACCACACACACAGCUACACACAUAUCUGAAGCACUCACCCACACCCACCAAAUAUACCUUGAUGCUAAUUACUGUUGUUGGACUAAGAUCUGUGACCCAACUUGGAAUACAGAAAG